Labrus bergylta (ballan wrasse) is the source of this 1137-nucleotide messenger RNA. It is a transcript of the gene grxcr1a, whose product is annotated as glutaredoxin and cysteine rich domain containing 1 a. NCBI's taxonomy places the organism in Eukaryota, Metazoa, Chordata, Actinopteri, Labriformes, Labridae. Gene Ontology annotation, biological process: sensory perception of sound. The record is from RefSeq and is a predicted model, not a curated record.
CUGUAAGGCAGCUUAAAGGCUCCCAGUCGUUUUUAGCAGUGUUCACACAGUGAGGGUUUAUCCAGUGAGUAAUCCAUGGGGAACAGAGCGUCUGAGCUGUCUACCUCCGAGUGCGAGGCGGGGAGCUACGCUGCAGCGGCGUGGACCAUGUAGUGUGGCAGAGCGCUCUCGAUGGAGGGGACCACGCCGAGGGCCGCGCAGGACAAGCCACUGAAGCGGGUCAGGUUCCGCGUGGCCUCAGGGAACAGCGGCCGGGUGCUAAAGGAGAUUUUCAAGGAUGAGGGGCCUUCAGAUUCCCUGGAUUCAGACUGUACCAGCAGCUCGGACGCUGAGCGGGCCAGCACGCCGUCUACGAGCGGAGAGGUACAUGGAAACCUGUUUGGGUCUCUGGGCUCGGAGCUGGACGACAGCGAGUGUGAGCCGGAUGAUCUGCUCCGGUAUGCGGGCGCCACAAAGGACUGGACCUUCACCACCAAGAGGGUCAACAUCCUCAGUAAGAACGGGACUGUGAGAGGGGUGAAGCACAAAGUCAGCGCAGGUCUGACUCUGUUUGAAAACCUUCCAAGUUCAAACAAUGUGGAGGUGUCUCUGGAAUGCGGGCGGAUCGUGAUCUACACCACGAGUUUCCGUGUGGUGAGGACGACCUUCGAGCGCUGUGAACUCGUGCGUAAGAUCUUCCAGAACCACCGAGUGAAGUUUGCGGAGAAGAACAUCGCCCUGGACAUCGAGUACGGGAAGGAUCUGGAGGAGCGCUGCAAACGUGUGGGAGAGCCUCCUUCAUUACCGGUGGUGUUCAUCGACGGUCACUACCUGGGGGGGGCGGAGAAAAUACUCGGCAUGAACGAAUCAGGAGAACUUCAGGACCUGUUGACUAAAAUAGAGAGGGUCCAGCAUCCCCAGACGUGCCAGACCUGUGGGGGCUUCGCCUUCGUCCCGUGCCCAACGUGCCAUGGCAGCAAGAUGUCCGUGUUUCGAAACUGCUUCACGGAUUCCUUCAAAGCCCUCAAGUGUACUUCCUGUAACGAGAACGGUCUGCGUCCCUGUUCGAGCUGCAGCCAGUGACCAUGUUCUCUCCAUCGCUAAGCGUGACGCAGCUCAGCAGGACUCCUCUUUCAACGCCAUGAACAAAGAGAUUCG